AUACUUGUUUCUGUGGUAAACUGUUAAAACAACAAACAGUUUAACACGAGAUUAACGGUACCCUUGGAACCACCAACUCAAAGAGCGGCUUAAAAUGGAUCAAGUAACGGCAGUCGAUGAUUUGAUCUUCAAGGCAGGUCUACCAAAGGAGGAGAUAACACGUCGCUACACGGAAUGGGCGAAAGAUUCACAUUACGAGCAGCACAUGAAUGAAGAAAACUACCACGGCCCCCUGUACGUAGCGGAAGCGAUGGUGAAACUGUAUCCUGAAGAGGCUGCGAGAAAGAAUGUCAGCAUUCUUGAUGUAGCUGCUGGCACCGGAUUGGUGGGUAUGCAGCUACUACGUAAAGGUUUCAGUAAAAUCGAUGCUCUAGAACCUACGGAGGGGAUGUUGAGCCUGGCCAAGUCCAAGAACAUUUACACUCGCACAUUCCAGAACUUUCUUGGAGAAGAUUCACAUUGUAUUGAAGCUGAUUAUUAUGAUGUUGCUAUAAUUUGUGGUGGAAUGGGGGAAAAUCACAUCCCAUGUUCGGGGAUCGAUGAACUUUGCAGAUUUGUAAAACCAGGUGGUCACGUGAUCAUCGUCAUGCGUGAAGAGUUCUUGACGACCGUCGCAGAAUACAAAGACAGGCUGGAACCUCACAUGAAAAACUUGGAACAGGAAGGCAAGUGGGAGCCAGCGUCAAGGACAGUCGUGCCCAAGUACUAUUUCAACUAUGAUGGCAUUGUCUACGUGUUUAAGGUGAAACAGCAGUCAUCACGUGAUGCUUGAUGUCACUGUUUGAUCUUUGAGAGUGUUUUAUUGUUUACUAGUAGCAUGUACCCGGCCGUGCCCGAGAUUUGGCUACUGUAUAGGCCUACAAUCUACAUUUAAAUGUGUUAAUAUGUCAGUAAGGUGAAAUGAGAAAGCACAGGAUAGUUUCAUAACACUUGAAUGGAUUAAUGAUGGUGUUCUGCAUGAAUGAUUCUUUGAGAAUUAUAUGUGAAUUUCUCGUUAUGAUUUUAUGCCAAGAUAAUAAAUGUAAUAUAUAUGUGUAAUAUAUAUGUAAACGCAAACACACAUGUACACACACAUGUACACACACACACAUACACACACACACACACACACAC
This is a messenger RNA of Physella acuta, 1113 nucleotides long. Its product is annotated as methyltransferase-like protein 27. NCBI's taxonomy places the organism in Eukaryota, Metazoa, Mollusca, Gastropoda, Physidae. The record is from RefSeq and is a predicted model, not a curated record.